GUGGAUUUAUACAACAGCGUAUACGUUGACCGUAAAUACAGGGGAAAUAAUUUGGCUACGCCUUCUUUAUCAUCUCGAAGACAGAGAAAAGAAAAAACAAAGACGCAAGCGCGAGAGCCUGUGCUCCUCCCUUCCCCAAAAAUCUUAAACUCCUCGUCUCAAAAAAAAAAAAAAGAAUUCUUCUACAUUUCAACGAGGUGUUUAAGUUUAUGUUUAUUCCAGCGAAUUAGAUUUUUUUUUUUUUUAGAUUUCUUAUUUGAAUUUUAGGCUAAGAAGAACAGGGAUCCAAGAAAAAAAAAAAGGUAGAAUUGAUGGACGGAAUAAUGAAUAAGCUAAGGAAUUUAGAUGCGUACCCUAAAGUAAAUGAAGAUUUCUACAGCCGUACGCUCUCCGGUGGCGUUAUCACUCUCGUCUCCUCCGUUGUUAUGUUCUUGCUCUUCUUCUCCGAGCUCCGAUUAUAUCUGCAUGCUGUGACUGAAACAAAGCUUGUAGUUGACACUUCAAGAGGGGAAACACUACGCAUCAAUUUUGAUGUCACGUUUCCUGCUCUUGCAUGCUCAAUACUCAGCCUUGAUGCAAUGGACAUAAGUGGAGAGCAACACCUUGAUGUUAAACAUGACAUAAUCAAGAAAAGGUUAGAUGCACAUGGCAAUGUUAUAGAAGCAAGAUCAGAUGGAAUUGGUGCUCCCAAGAUUGAAAAGCCUUUACAGAGGCAUGGUGGCAGGCUUGAGCACAAUGAGACUUAUUGUGGUUCAUGUUAUGGUGCAGAAGUGGCUGAUGAUGAUUGUUGCAACUCCUGUGAGGAUGUUCGUGAAGCAUACAGAAAGAAAGGUUGGGCUUUGUCAAAUCCGGAUUUGAUUGACCAGUGCAAGAGAGAGGGCUUUCUUCAGAAGAUUAAGGAUGAAGAAGGCGAGGGGUGUAAUAUAUAUGGCUUUUUAGAAGUUAAUAAGGUCGCAGGGAAUUUUCAUUUUGCACCUGGGAAAAGCUUUCAGCAAUCAAAUGUUCAUGUACAUGACUUGCUAGCAUUUCAAAAAGACAGUUUUAAUAUAAGUCACAAGAUAAAUAGAUUAGCUUUUGGAGACUACUUCCCUGGUGUGGUGAAUCCUCUUGAUGGUGUUCAAUGGACACAAGAACAACCAAGUGGGAUGUACCAGUACUUUAUCAAGGUUGUACCUACCAUGUACACAGACGUGAGUGGACAUACCAUCCAGUCAAAUCAGUUUUCUGUGACAGAGCAUUUUAAGGGUGCGGAAAUAGGCCGUCUUCAGUCCCUCCCAGGAGUUUUCUUCUUUUAUGACCUGUCUCCUAUCAAGGUGACUUUCACUCAGCAGCAUGUCUCAUUCUUGCACUUUCUAACAAAUGUUUGUGCUAUAGUUGGAGGUGUUUUCACAGUUUCAGGAAUAUUAGAUUCUUUUAUAUAUCAUGGGCAAAAGGCAAUCAAGAAGAAGAUUGAACUUGGUAAAUUUAGUUGAUUGAUCGAGCAGGCAUGAAAUUGCUGCUGUUGUUUCAUCAGCCAGUAACAGGUGCUUGGGGAAGAAAUAGAACUAAGUAAAAGAGGUCACAGCGACAUACUUACCCUGUUCAGUUAUUAGCUUUCAUUGUAAUCAUAGACUGAAAUUUUGUUUUGACACAUUCUAUGUUGGAAUUAGAUUGAUUUCAUAGUUCUUUUGUGAGAAGAUGCCUUAUUGCAAGUUUUAUUCGACUGAUUUAGGGAACACAAGCCGAUGAUGGAAACAAUGUUCUUUUAUAAGGGAACCAAUAUCAAUUAUUCUCCAAAGAGAUCAUACGAUCAGAGUCUAUUGUCAUCACAUAUCAAAGCAAUUACUGCUAAUAACGACUUUCAGUUCGCGGAAUCCAUGUCAAACCGUAAGUUGUGUGAUAAUGCGUGAUACGAGGUUCAUCCAGAGGUUAGUUUAGUAACAGGGAAUUGCAAAGCCACAGAGUUUGAUUAUUAAGAAAUUGAAGCAACACUUUAUUUUUCGUACGUAAUCUUCCAUCUUUUUUAAAUAUUUAGGUCAAGGAAUUGGGAUGGGCCUUAUUACCUUAGGUGUAGUGGGUAGGCCAGACCUGAGCUCAUGACUCUGCCCAUUUUUAGCACAGCAGAGGAUUUGGUCCAGGUUGGUUUCCUUUCUUUUUCCUUUUAGCAAGAUUUUAACUACUCUAUCUACAUUAUUAUUUAUAAAAUUUUAUCUA
Durio zibethinus is the source of this 2193-nucleotide messenger RNA. RefSeq lists its product as uncharacterized. NCBI's taxonomy places the organism in Eukaryota, Viridiplantae, Streptophyta, Magnoliopsida, Malvales, Malvaceae. The record is from RefSeq and is a predicted model, not a curated record. Gene Ontology annotation, cellular component: endoplasmic reticulum; COPII-coated ER to Golgi transport vesicle.